This is a messenger RNA of Puntigrus tetrazona (Sumatra barb), 3485 nucleotides long. RefSeq names its product NLR family CARD domain-containing protein 3-like. Gene Ontology annotation, molecular function: protein binding. The record is from RefSeq and is a predicted model, not a curated record. NCBI's taxonomy places the organism in Eukaryota, Metazoa, Chordata, Actinopteri, Cypriniformes, Cyprinidae. Bases 140 to 3211 code for a protein of 1023 amino acids. The transcript is spliced from 8 exons.
UAACCAGCAAAUUGCGGUUAAAAGAGUCUUGUGAGAAAUCACCAACGGGAAUUUUCCCAAAAGGAGAAGUGAAGAAAAAAACAGGCACUGUUCUGGGGCUGUAAACCUUUGAAACUACAUUUAAACAGAUCCAUAUUUCAUGGAAAAAGAAAUGGAGGGCACCUCUAAAAUGAGUUCUCCAUCUCCUGAAUCAAGCAGUGCGUCAUUAAAGAGUGAUCGGCCUUUGAUGAACCAUCUCCUUAAAUUGAGUGAUACAAUGACCUCUGACACCAGCAGGAGACAGAGAUCGGAGUCUCCAGAACCCAGCUGUGUGUCUCUGAAGAGUAACAGAUCCAUGGAUCAUCCAUUUCAAUUUAGUGAUGGACCGGUGAACUCUGACCUUCUAAAGGAAAUAUAUGAGCCAAUCAGAUAUUUGCCAUCCUCUACAUACCAUGAUCAGACUCAUAUCAGAGAGGAAAGAAGUGAAUCAAUCCUGCAUACACAUAUACUACAGACUGGAAACCAUCAGCGUGCCAAAGACCAGCACAAAAUCCACAUGAAAAAAAUGUAUGAGAGAUUAUUUGAAGGAACCAAAGUACAAGAGAAUGAAACGCUUCUGAACAAUGUUUACACACAACUCUGCAUUACAGAGGGAAACAGUGAAGGUGUGAAUGAAGAACAUGAGGUUUUACACACAGAGAAAACAUCCAGAACAAAACACUCACAAGACACUACAAUCUACUGCAAUGACAUCUUUAAAGCUUUACCUGAACCAGGAUUUGAGGAGAAAGACCAGAUCAAGACUGUUCUUACUAAAGGCAUCGCUGGAAUAGGAAAAACCGUAUCUGUGCAGAAGUUCAUUCUGGACUGGGCUGAGGGAAAAGCCAAUCAGGAUGUAGAUUUUAUGUUUGUGCUUCCAUUUCGAGAGCUGAACUUGAUCAGAGAUCAUCAGUACAGUCUUCACAGACUUCUGCUGGACUUUCAUCCUGAACUUCAAGAUCUGGACUCAAAGAUUUAUGAGGAGUGUAAAGUUGUGUUCAUCUUUGAUGGUCUGGAUGAAAGUAGAAUCCCACUAAUGUUUUCAGGUGAUCAGAAAGUUUGUGAUGUGACUGAGACUUCAUCAGUGAGUGUGUUGAUGUUAAACCUCAUGAAAGGAGAGCUGUGUUCUUCUGCUCUGAUCUGGAUCACCUCCAGACCAGCAGCAGCCAAUCAGAUCCCCUCCAAAUACAUCAACCGUUUGACAGAAAUUCAGGGAUUCACUGAACCUCAGAAGGAGGAAUAUUUCAGGAAGAGGAUCAGUGACCAGCAUCAAGCCAGCAGAAUCAUCUCACACAUCAGAAGAGCAAGAAGCCUCCACAUCAUGUGUCACAUCCCCGUCUUUUGCUGGAUCUCAUCCACUGUGCUUCAGAAGCUCCUGGAAGAAGAUCUGAAUGUAGAAAUCCCUCAAACUCUAACUGAAAUGUACAUCCACUUCCUGCUGAUUCAGAUCAAAAUGAGGAACCAAAAGUAUGAAGAAAGAGAUCCAGAGAAACUCUUGCAGUCCAACAGAGAAGUGAUUGUGAAACUUGCUGAAGUAGCUUUCAAACAGCUGAUGAAGGGUAAUGUGAUGUUCUAUGAGGAAGACCUGAUUGAGAGCGGCAUAGACAUCACUGAUGCCUCAGUGUUUUCUGGAAUUUUCACUGAGAUCUUUAAGGAGGAGUCUGUAAUUAAUCAGAGGAAAGUCUACAGCUUCAUUCACCUGAGCGUUCAGGAAUUUCUCGCUGCAUUCUAUGUUUUUUACUUUCAUGUGAGUGUAACUAUGCAGGGACUUAGGAAUUUUGCUUUAGUACAACAUUUGCUCAAAACUGCAGUAGAUGAAGCCCUUCAGAGUGAGAAUGGUCACCUGGAUCUGCUCUUGCGGUUCUUGCUUGGUGUCUCACUGGAGUCCAAUCAGAGACUCUUACAGGAUCUACUGACACACACAGAGAACAGCUCAGAGAGCAUCAGGAGAACCACGCAGUACAUUAAAGAGAAAAUCAGAGAUGGACAUGACCUCUCCACUGAAAGAUCCAUCAAUCUUUUCCACUGUCUGCUGGAAGUGAAAGAUCAGACUCUGUCCAGAGAGAUUCAGGAGUUUGUGAAAUCAGACAAAUACUCAGAGAAGAAACUUUCUCCUGCUCACUGCUCAACAAUCUCCUACAUGCUUCAGAUGUCAGAGGAGCCACUGGAUGAGCUGGAUCCAAUUAAAUACAACACAUCAGAUGAGGGGAGAAGAAGACUGAUACCAGCUGUGAUCAACUGCAGAAAAGCUCUUGUUGCUGGCUGUAAUCUCAGUGAUCAGGAUUGUGAAACUGUGUCAUCAAUUCUACAAUCUUCAAACUCUGUCCUGAUAGAGCUGGAUCUGAGUAACAAUGACCUGCAGGAUUCAGGAGUGAAGCUGCUCUCUGAUGGACUGAAGAGUCCAAACUGUCAGCUGGAGAUACUGAGGUUGUCAGGCUGUAUGGUGACGGAGGUAGGCUGUGGUUAUUUGUCUUCAGCUCUGAGUUCAAACCCCUCACACCUGAGAGAGCUGGAUCUGAGCUACAAUCACCCAGGAGAUUCAGGAGUGCAGCUGCUCAAACACAAACUGGAGGAUCCAAACUACUCACUGGAUAAACUCAAUAUGGAAUAUGGGGGACAUUUAAGGGUCAGAGCAGGACGGAGAAAAUAUGCCUGUGAUCUCACACUGAAUCCAAACACAGCACACACUCAACUCAUUCUGUCUAAAGACAACAAAGAAAUAACGUCUGUAAAAGAUCAUCAGUCGUAUCCUGACCAUCCAGACAGGUUUGAGUUCUUUGAGCAGGUUUUGUGUCGAGAGAGUCUGACUGGACGCUGUUACUGGGAGGUUAAAUGUAAAGGCUCAGGUCAUAUUGCAGUAACAUACCAGGAAAUCAAAAGAAAAGAAGGGAGUGACUGUCGGUUUGGACGCAAUGACAAGUCCUGGAGUCUUUUCUUUUGUGAUAAGCUGUACACUUUUUGGAACAAUGACAAGGACACUAACAUUCCUUCUUCACCCUCCUCUAAUAAACUAGGAGUGUAUCUGGAUUGGUCGGCCGGCUCUCUGUCCUUCUACAGUGUCUCUGACACACACACACUCACACACUUACACACAUUCAACACCACGUUCACUGAACCCCUCUACGCUGGGUUUACAGUGUAUCCUGAUUCCUUAGUGUCUCUAAAUAAGACAAACAACAGAGACUCAUUUUAAAACUUCCAUCUCGCAAAUGUAAGCUUACAUAAAAACACAAAUAAUUAUUGAUAUCUGAACAACAAUCUCAAAUUGCAGAAUCAACAGUCUAUCAAUGAUUUAUAAUGAUUGGCAGAAUACAGUUUAAACUGGCGGUUCUGUUCUGGACAGAUUAGCAUGGACAAGAGCAGCAAUAACCCACCAGGGUAACAUCACUGUGAGGGUCUGCGUGUAUGCUGUGAGGUGCUUCCACACAAAAAAGAAAAAAUGAUUAAAAUGUUGUUUCCAAAUCAAA